AUUAUAUUAUGUGAUAAAGUAAUUCCACGUAACUUUGUGUUUUUUACCUCCAGGAUCCUAGGGCUUUUUAUCCGUGGCAUUGAGGAGAAUAGCCGGUCUAAGCGGGAUGGACUUUUCCAUGAGAAUGAAUGCAUCGUGAAGAUUAACAACAUAGAUCUUGCAGAUAAAACCUUUGCACAAGCACAAGAUAUUUUCCGCCAAGCAAUGAAAUCACAUAAUAUAAUCUUGGAAGUGGUUCCUCCAUACAACCGCGAACAAUACGAAAAGUCCGUUAUUGCAUCUUUAUAUUCUGCAGACAGUGUUGAGCAUGUUUCAAAGGCAAAGGUUCCACCUCCCAUCCAUUCCAAGCCAGUAACAAAGGCAGCAGACACAUGUGGAAUGAACAACCUCGAAACUGGGGUGCGGACAGUGCUACAUGCUGCCAAAAGUCCCAAUCUUCCAAGACUCAAUAGGAAGCCAUCAUCACCAUCAUUGUCUCCACUGAUGGGAUUUGGCAGUAAGAAAAGUGCAAAGAAGAUAAGGAUAGACCUCAAGAAAGGUCCUGAUGGACUUGGUUUCACUGUAGUUACCAGAGACUCUUCAGUUCAUGGCCCUGGUCCAAUAUUUGUGAAGAAUAUUUUACCACGGGGUGCAGCAAUUAAAGAUGGCCGUUUACAGUCUGGAGAUAGAAUACUGGAGGUGAAUGGUAGAGACAUCACUGGCAGAACCCAGGAGGAGCUGGUAGCUACCCUGAGGAGCACAAAGCAAGGAGAGCAUGUCUGCUUGGUUGUUGCUCGGCAAGAAGAAACCUUUCUGCCCCGAGAGCUGAAAGGAGAGCCCUACUGCAAUGUUCUUUCACUUGAGACGACUGAGCAGUUGACUUUUGAGAUCCCCCUGAAUGACUCCGGUUCAGCUGGACUUGGUGUGAGCUUAAAGGGCAACAAAUCUCGAGAGACAGGGGCUGACCUUGGGAUUUUCAUCAAAUCAAUCAUCCAUGGAGGUGCUGCUUACAAGGAUGGCCGGUUGCGAACAAAUGACCAGCUUCUUGCAGUUAAUGGAGAAUCUUUGCUUGGGAAAUCAAACCAUGAGGCCAUGGAGACCUUGAGACGUUCCAUGUCUAUGGAAGGAAACAUUCGUGGGAUGAUCCAGCUAGUGGUCCUCCGGAGACUGGAUAGGCAAGCGGAAGCGGAGCCUACAGAGCCUGUGGUGUUAUUUUCAAAACCGGAACCUGAAGGGAGUGUUAAUUUUACAACCUUUCCCAGACGUAGCGAUGCUGCUGUACAGUGUUCUGUAUCGUGCUGGCCGCCAGAGAGGUCGACUGAGCUUUGUGCAUCUCAGCGGGGCAUGGCUGGAGAUGAAACCCCACCCCCUUUGCCUCCACAUCCCAGUGAUGAGCUGCUCAUGGAUUAUAAUCAUAGCUCAGUAGCAGAUUCGGCUGCGUAUUCACCCGAUCAGCACAUCAACUUCAGACCGUUGACACUGGCCAAGCAGAUGGAAUCAAUUAAUCUGAAAGCCUCCAAGAGCAUGGAUCUCGUGGCAGAUGAAAGCAAAGUUAGCUUGCUGACAGGACAAAAAAUAGAAUCUCCUGGCAAGGAUGUUGGUCCCACUCUUGGUUUGAAGAAGUCAAGCUCUCUUGAGAGUCUGCAGACUGCUGUGGCUGAAGUGAAAAAGAAUGAGCUUCCUUUCUACAGGCCCAGGCCUCACAUGGUCCGUGGUAGAGGCUGUAACGAGAGCUUCAGAGCUGCCAUAGACAAGUCAUAUGAUGGACCUGAAGAUAUGGCACAAGAUGGUCUUUCCGAUAAGAGCUCUCUUUCUGGUCAGGAAGCUCAGAACUAUGAAUCAAUAAUUCCGAUGAACCCUGAAUUAGAAGACACGGAAGGCAAGGCAAAGAAACACAAGAAAACCAAAGACAAACUGAAGAUAAAAGAAAAGAAUAAAAAAGUGAAUCCAAAGAGCAAACCGAAAGAAAAGGACAAGAAGGAGGAGGCUGAAGAUGCAGAAAGAAAAACAAAGAAAAAAAGUUUGGGUGCCAUGCUGAGGUUUGGCAAGAAAAAAGAGGACAAAGGUGCAAAAGGCGAUCAGAAGGGAAAUUCAAAGCAUGGCACUCUCAAAGAAGAAGACCUGGAAAAGAUGAAGGAGGAGCGGGAAAGGAUUGGUGCAAAGCAUCAGGAGCUACGGCAGAAGCAGGUGAGAACCCUGGCUGAGUAUUCCACUGGCCCUGUGGGACCACCUCCCGAUAUCGAUGACGACGAGACGGACCCAAACUACGCACGGGUGAACCACUUCCGCGAAAGGUAUCCAGCAGUCACUGCCUACAGACCAUCUUCUCCACCUCUUCCAGAGAGCUUUGGGUGCAGUAACCCUCCAGUGCCGGGGGAUAAAGACCACUUGGAAGGACUCUAUGCGAGGAUAAACAAGCCGCCUCAUCAGCAUGCUCCUGUUGAGAGUGACCGUCCAGCUGGGGGGACUGCAGACCGCAUCCAGAAGUUACGGAAGGAAUACCAUCAGGCAAGGCGGGAAGGCUUACCUUUCUACGAUGAAGAGGAAGGCAGAGGAAGACCAGCUGAUUACGAUCAACACUGGGUGUCUGGAAAAGGUCCAGAUGGGGCUUCACACCAUCUCCAGUUUGAAGGCAUAGAAAGACAAUAUGCCUCCUUACCCAGGCACGGACCUGUGGAACCAGUAGAGUACUUAACGGGAGGGCUACGAGUCACAUACAAAGAGAGAGAUCUUCCAUACUAUCAAGGAGGCCAGCCUGUCAUUCAUCCUUCCAAAGGGAACUAUGGUCACCCUCAAGAGGGCCCCAGAGCAGCAGAGUUAUGGUAUCCCCAGUAUUACCCACCACAACCAGUAGCCCAUCACAAAGGACCCCUCCGCCAGGAUGUGCCACCGUCACCCCCUCAGAGCCACAGAGGUCUGCCCUAUAACGAAAUGGGCCGAACGGGCCACCGUCGAGCCAGCCCUGAUCAAUACCCAUACAGGCAUCAAGAUCCCAGGCAGAAGGACCCCAUGACUGCGGCGGUAUAGCCGAAAGCCGAAUUCUCGUUGGUAUUGUACGAAAAGACUGACAUUUGCUGUAUUAGCUGCUCCUGCUGAGCUUGUCUGCCGAAGGAAGAAGACAACCCUUAACUCUGGCCGACAUACUCAGGAUAUGUUCCUAAGCACAUGGCAAGCUUGUUGGGGG
Messenger RNA from Gekko japonicus, 3163 nucleotides. It is a transcript of the gene PARD3B, whose product is annotated as par-3 family cell polarity regulator beta. Gene Ontology annotation, biological process: cell adhesion; intracellular protein localization; microtubule cytoskeleton organization. Gene Ontology annotation, cellular component: cell cortex; apical junction complex; apical plasma membrane. Lineage: Eukaryota; Metazoa; Chordata; Lepidosauria; Squamata; Gekkonidae. Gene Ontology annotation, molecular function: protein binding; phosphatidylinositol binding. The record is from RefSeq and is a predicted model, not a curated record. The annotation marks the transcript as partial. The transcript has 17 exons.